Messenger RNA from Sphaeramia orbicularis (orbiculate cardinalfish), 3110 nucleotides. RefSeq names its product ST3 beta-galactoside alpha-2,3-sialyltransferase 2 (gene st3gal2). Gene Ontology annotation, molecular function: beta-galactoside (CMP) alpha-2,3-sialyltransferase activity. NCBI's taxonomy places the organism in Eukaryota, Metazoa, Chordata, Actinopteri, Kurtiformes, Apogonidae. Gene Ontology annotation, biological process: sialylation. The transcript has 7 exons. The record is from RefSeq and is a predicted model, not a curated record. Gene Ontology annotation, cellular component: membrane. The coding region runs from base 229 to 1371 and encodes 380 amino acids.
GUUAGUCGGGGAGUCAUCCCGUCCACGCUGACCGGGCCUUGGUGGUCGUUACGUGGAGGACGUGGGCUGGGGACAGUGGCAGGCCCAGGGGUGGGGGCAUGGCCAUGGGGGGGCCGCAUCCCGUCCUCCACCCUGCACCGGGACAGGCGCUGGGGCUGGGGGACCUGGGGCGGGGGAGGGCCGUCCAGGGGAGCGUCCAGACUGUCCGAGCUCAGGCCGUGGCUGAGCAUGGGGGGGGCCGGGGCGGCAGGAGGUGGGGGCGCAGGUAGUAGUAGCAGUAGUCCAGACGGGGUGGAGAAAGGAGGGGGGGGCAGGGUGAGGUGUUCCCGCAGACUCUGUGUUCUCCUGGGGUCGCUGGUCCUCGUCUUUCUCACCUCGCUCUUCUUCUCGGUGUCGCUCCGAGGGGGGGUCGGUUUUAACUACCUGGAGCCCCCCGGGUGGGAGGAGUCAAGGCGGGUGAAGCUGGUGCCCAGCUACGUGGGGGCCCACCGCCUGUCUCCACCCGACACCCAGCAGCAGAAGACGUGUGCCUGCCCCCGCUGUGUCGGAGACCCCGGGGUCUCUGAUUGGUUCGAUGAGAACUACGACCCCGACAUCUCACCUGUUUGGACCAGAGACAACAUCCAGCUGUCCUCAGAUGUCUACUACUGGUGGGUGAUGUUACAGCCCCAGUUUAAACCCCACAGUAUCCAGCAGGUGUUGCUGAGACUGUUCCAGGUGAUUCCCGGAAGAUCGCCGUAUGGAUCAUGGGAUCCGAGCCGCUGUCUGCGCUGCGCCGUGGUGGGCAACUCCGGAAACCUCCGCGGGGCCGGAUAUGGCGCCGCCAUCGACGGACACAACUACAUCAUGAGGAUAAACUUGGCCCCUACGGUGGGCUACGAGGACGACGCUGGCAGCCACACCACACACCACUUCAUGUACCCAGAAAGCGCCAAGAACCUGGCGGCCAACGUCAGCUUCGUCCUGGUUCCUUUCAAAACCCUGGACCUGGUGUGGAUCACCAGCGCUCUGUCCACGGGCCAGAUUAGAUUUACUUAUGCUCCAGUGAAGCAGUUCCUGCGAGUAGAUAAAGACAAGGUUCAGAUCUUCAACCCAGCAUUCUUUAAAUACAUCCAUGACCAUUGGACCAGACAUCAUGGGCGUUACCCGUCCACUGGCAUGCUGGUGCUGUUCUUCGCUCUGCACGUCUGUGAUGAGGUGAAUGUGUUCGGUUUCGGCGCAGACAGCCGAGGGAACUGGCAUCACUACUGGGAGCAGAACCGCUACUCUGGAGAGUUCAGGAAGACCGGCGUGCAUGAUGCCGACUACGAAGCCCAGAUUAUUCAGAGACUGGCGAAGGCUGGUAAAAUCACUGUGUUCCCUGGGAAAUAACCGACACAUCAGAGCAUGUGUUUGACAGCAGGUGGUUGAAGAUGUUCUGUUUGAUUUGGAGUUGAAACAAACACAAAAUGGCUCUUUACGUGAAGUGGAAACAGUGUCAUUCUAUUAACCUUAACUCGGAUGGGAACGCUGGACUUGAACCUGAGGACCCAGGAUCACAUACCUUUGAUCCAGCUGAGAUAGAUGACGUAGAAGUAGGAGGAGCCUCAAACUGAGACAAAUAAAUAAUGGGCUCUUAGUUGUUUUCAGGACUUCGCCUCUAAUGGGCAGAACCACGACUGAAGAUAAGACUGCUGAUCUUCAACUCAGGAGUGAAAACAAGAUAGAGCUGGAGGAAAAACAUUAAUAACCCCCCCCCCCCCCCCCCCCCCCCCCACACACACACACACACACACACACACACACACACACUUCUGGACUCUGACAUCAGUGCUCACAGCGGAUGACUAAUCCUCAUCUAUUUACUCAAAUCCAGCGUCCACGGUACUGAUGAAACCAUGAGAACAUCCCUGUUGGCGACCCAAAGGCCCACGCACCGGCUAACUGAAUGCAUUGUGACAUGCGGACUGAAACCUUGGACUUAGUUUCCAGAUUUCAGAGAAAACCCUGAGGCGUCGCUUUCCCUGAGAGAAAAUCUUUUCUUUUUGUGGCAAAGCACACACUGUCACAUUUGGCUCCACUUUAUAGGAGCUCUGCCUCGCAGGACAGUCUUGCUGGGACCUUGUCUGGCUGUGAUGGGUUGUAAACGGCCGCUUAUGAGAGACCAGAGGUGAUUGCUGUGUGUUUAAUAUGGUAUGACUGUCCUCUAAACCCCCCCAGGACCUCAGUGAGGUGAGGCGUUAACACCACUGAAACACAAUGGAGACUUUUCUUUUCUGCCUUUUUAUUCGUUCUGACUCCGAUAUGUCACCGCGGUAGCAGUAGCAUGAGCUUCAGCUUCUGUAGAGCCUGGCUCCAAACACCACAGAGAACGCGGCGUGGUCGGUUUGACCGCACAAAACUUUAAUGAGGCCAUCUCUUGGGAUUUGACAUGUUUGGAUAGGAUGGAGGCAUGCUGCUUUCUGGACUCGUAGUUUAAUCCCCAUGUGGUCUGACAGGGUCUCAUUUAGGAGAGGCUCGGAGAGAAGGAGCUGCAAAGCCACUAGGAGAAACGCAUCAUUAGCUUGUGUUUGUGGACAGUGAGAGGAAAAAAAGGAGCAGGUUUAGUCGAGUUCAGAUGUAGAAGGGUUUUUUUUUUUAAGGGACAUCAAACUCCCAGCCUGACCCUGAAGUCCCAUCAGACCAAUCACUGCUCGUAUGAUGGGGUUGAAGGAAAACAGGGAACCGCCACUGGAUCUGUCAGCAGCUCGUCAUCAUUAACCACUCAUCAAGGGAAGGGGAGGAGCCACCAGACGCCUUAGCCUUCACUUCCUGUUCAGAUUUUAACGAUAAUUGCACACACACACCUCCACCUUCCAUUCAGACUGCAGAUUUAAUUAGUUUCAUAUAUUGUGUUGCUUUCUGUUUACACUCCGCUCAGAUUUAUAGUUUUGGCUCGGAUUUUAUUUCCCACCCGGGUGGCACAAAAGUAAAUGUAGUAGCGUAUUUACAUAUUUACAGGCGCACUGGUAUCAGCAUUGGAUACAAAGAGCUGUGUUAACCCUUUAACCCCUGAGCCCUGAUUCCAGGUAAAGGUGCUGCUGUGAGUCUGCGUCUGUUUCAGGUUCAUUAAAGCUGCUGUGAGUAUGUGC